Molecule: messenger RNA, 2055 nt
Organism: Eimeria tenella
Lineage: Eukaryota; Apicomplexa; Conoidasida; Eucoccidiorida; Eimeriidae
Product: ATPase, AFG1 family domain-containing protein, putative
Exons: 15
Coding region: 1-2055 (684 amino acids)
Cellular component (GO): mitochondrion; cytoplasm
Molecular function (GO): ATP hydrolysis activity; ATP binding
Source: RefSeq, a predicted model, not a curated record
AUGGUCGGUGGUCCACUGGUCACGUCCCGCAUUCUCUUCAGCCUCGAGUGGUCUCCAGCGUCCCCAGCAGGUCCAUUCACCUCUCCGGGGGCCCCUCUGGGGCCCCGGGGGCCCGGGGGGCCCCGGGGGCCCCAAGGGGCCCCCGGGGACCUGAAUGGACCUGUUGGGGACGCUGGAGACCACUUGAGGCUGAAGAGAAUUCGGGACGUCACCGGUGGACCACUGAAGAGGGGAAAAUCGGGGGGCUGGGGUUUGCUGCUAAGCAGCGGCUUCUCUAGGGGCCCCUCGGGGGCCCCCCUGGCGUGCUGCGGGCCUUCCGGGCCCUUGGGCCCCCCCCCUCUGCCUGCUGCUGCGUGGACAGCGCAGCAGCAGCAGCAGCAGCAGCAGCAAAGAUGGAGCGCCGGGGAGAGCCACGUGCGGGAGGGGGCCCCCCUGGCGGGGGGCGGAGGCCCCGGCGUGGGGCCCCUCAGGGGGGCCCCCCAGUUUCGGCCGCGAGUUCGAAACUUGGAAAUUAACUUUUUGGAAAUAGACCCUGACAACCCCACGAGGCUUUUGGAAUACUUUUCAGAUCUUCUCAAACGCGGGGACUUGGAGCCAAGCGAGCCCCAGAAAACCCUCAUGCAGCAGCUCCAGGUCCUCAGCUCGUUGGCUUCUCUUUGGGGUCGAUUGUCUUCUCCCCAGAAGACAGAGCCCGGGGCGGACGCUGCUGCUGCUGCUGCUGCUGCUCCUGAAACCCUAAACCCUAGAAUUCGGGGACUUUACAUUUGGGGAGGAGUUGGCCAGGGAAAGACAAUGAUAUUAAAUGCCUUUUUUGAUUGUCUUGCAAUUAAAAACAAACAAAGAGUUCACUUCCACCAAUUCAUGCUCGACGUGCAGCAGGAGCUGCACCAAAUCAAGCAGCAGCAGCCGCCCGUGGGAGACCCCCUGAUGGAAGUGGCGAGGAAGAUAAGACAGUCUGCGAAGGUCCUUUGCUUUGACGAGUUCCAGCUAGGAGUAGUGGUUGUGGCCACCUCGAACCGCCCCCCCAGCGAACUUUAUUUGGGGGGUUUAAACCGCGAGAGGUUUCUCCCUUUUAUUCCUCUUCUUGAAAAGUUCUGCAAAGUCUACCACAUCGACACCAAGAAAGACUACAGACAGGCGAAAGGAGGGGUGAGUUGCCGGCGGUUGUUUUACGCUCCCCCAAGACCUGAAAAUGAAAUUUUUGAUCAACUCCAAAAAGCAGCAGGAGGGCCUCUUGAAAAAGGGGAAAUUCAAGUGGGAUCUGGCCGCAGCCUCGAGGUGCCGCGCAUGCGCGCGGGCUUCGCAGCCUUCAGCUUCGAGGACUUGUGCUGCAGCAACGUGGGAGCAGCAGAUUACUUUUCUCUUUCUUUUUCUUUCCACACUUUGUCCAUUCGAUCCAUUCCAGAUCUCCAUCAAAUGGAUUUGUUUCCCAACGAAAUCCGGAGAUUCAUCAGCCUCAUUGACGUCCUCUACGAGCGCUCAACUAGGGUUUUGUUCGACGCAGAGGCCCCUCUUUUCCGUCUUUUGGGAAUUCCAAAAGCAGCAAAAAGAGUCGAACAAAUUCGCCAACAAAUUCAAAACAAAUUCCACAGACUCGACGACGCACUCCUCGCCCUCAGCCAAUUCAGCGAAAACAAAGAAAGCUUUUCCAGCGAAGAGUGGCGGGCGGCGGCAACGGCGGUUUUGGGGCUUUCGGCUUCAAACGCCGAUGAGGCAUUUUCGAUUAUGACUUCCCGCGGCACUUUUCCUUUAGACUCGAAUCGCAUUAGGGCCAUUUUGUUUUUCCACAUGACUUCUUUCGACUUCGAGGCGCCAACAACUGCAGAUUUAUUUCUUUUCAGUUCUGAAAAAGAAGCUGCGCAGGUUUUGCAAAGUCCCGCAGUUUACGAAUUGAACAACGAAGGACUGGAGUCUGCGGGAUCUCAAGACAAUCAGUUUUCGUUCGUUCGCACGAUUUCGCGAAUUAGAGAUAUGACUUCUUUGCCGUAUUUGCGGGCGCACCAGAAGGCGCACAAGUUGAACGACUUGGCGGUGUUGGGGAUAAUUGAAAAGUGA